Molecule: messenger RNA, 2820 nt
Organism: Plasmodium vinckei vinckei
Lineage: Eukaryota; Apicomplexa; Aconoidasida; Haemosporida; Plasmodiidae
Product: asparagine-rich antigen, putative
Exons: 1
Coding region: 1-2820 (939 amino acids)
Biological process (GO): N-terminal peptidyl-methionine acetylation
Cellular component (GO): Golgi membrane
Molecular function (GO): protein-N-terminal amino-acid acetyltransferase activity; histone acetyltransferase activity
Source: RefSeq, a predicted model, not a curated record
AUGGAUAAAAUUAAACAAAAUAAUAAUGGUAACAGUAACACUUUAAAAAAUAAAGAUUUUAACAUAAAAUAUGCUGAAAGCAUGGAUAUUAAAAAUCUAAAAAAUAGUUUUAUUGAAUUUCAAUAUGAUAAAGUUGUGAAUAAUAUAUUAGGGUUAUUUAAGAAACUAUCUAAGCAAAGGCUUGUGUCGACAUCCUCUGCUAUACGUGAUGAUAUGGACAAACAGGCUUUAAACUCACGACUAUUCUUAGAUUUAUAUGAAGAUCGAGAAAUAUUAUUAAAUAAAAUAUUAAAAAAAAUAAACAUCCUCAACUUGGUAUAUUUUCGUUUUUUAAAAGAAACAGAUAUUGAUGAUGUUCUUAGUUUGCAUAUAGAAUUAUUUCCUGUAAAAUAUCAUGCAGAUUUUUAUUUUAGUAUAUGUAACUUUGAUGACAAUAAAAUAGUUGACGAUGAUGUAAUCAGAAUUACUGAAAAAAUAUCCAAGACAUUUGGAACCACCGCAGAUAAUAAAAAAUAUGCCAAAUAUUGUGAAACUUAUAGCGAAAAAAAUGAUUCUAUAUCAAAGAAUAAAGUAAGCACAAAUGAUGAUGAUGAUUAUUAUUAUACUGAUGAUGAUAAUGAAAAAGACUUGCGUGAAAACAAAUCUAAUUCCCACAAUGACACAGGAACUAUAAAAAAUUAUUCAAAUAUAAGCUCUAAUGAAAAAAUAACAAUACAUAAAAAAUGGAGAGAAGAUGAAAUUUUUUCAAUAGGAGCUUUCUUACCUUAUUCAUUUAUUGAUUAUAUUAACAAUGAUUCUAUAACAGAUUUAGUAAAAAAUAAAACUUUAGAAAAAUUAACUGAAAAAGAAAUUUUACUUGAUUAUAUUCAAUUUUUAGAAAAGUGUGAUACAUCUUAUGAAAACAGUGAUAUAAACAUAAAGUCACCAAAAAAAAAAACAAAUUCUUUUAAUGAUAGUGAUUUAGAUGGAAGUAACAACGACAAUGAUAUAAAUGGUGUAACCUCUACUUCUCAGAAAAUUAAUGAUAAUUGUAAAAAGGGAAAUAAUAAUAUAAAAAUUAAUAAUACUUUUUUAAAUUCACAUAUUGAGCCCAAUAGGAAAGAAAAUGAUGCAAAUUCUUCAACGUUAAACGAAGAAUAUAGUAAUACUAAGAAAGAGCCUAAUAAAUGUUUGCAAAAUAACACCAUAAAAAUUACAAAUAAUAGCAGUAUCCAAGAUAUAUAUAACCAUUUGGAAAAAAAAAAUUUAAGGUAUGAAGAAAUAAAUGGAAUAUCAGAUAAUCGUAAUGAUGAUGUAAAAUUGACCAAUGGAAAAAAAUACUAUGACAAAGAAACGAUGAAUUCUUUUAAUCGUAAUAUGAAUAAUAUAAGUUAUAGAAGAAAGCGAAAAAAUUAUUUAAUUGGAAGCAUAUCCUGCUUAAUAAAUUAUGGAGAUUAUAAUGAUGAUAAAGAUUAUAUUAAUAUAUAUAAUCAUUUUACGCAAAAUUAUAUUAAUAAUAAAAACAAUGACAAUGAUACUGGAGAUAAACUAAAUGAAGAACAUAUUGGCUAUGAUGAUAACGAUAGCUCCUUUUCUACUAAUGUAAAUGAUUUAAAAAAUUCUGACAAUAAUUUAUUCACAAUAGUUGGAAAAAAAAAAUCGAAAAAAAAAAAAAAGAAGACGAAUAACAUAUUAAAAGAUCUAACGAUUUUGAAAAUGAAAAGUGUAAAUAAAAAUCCUCAAUUUGAAAAAAAAUUAUAUGAAGAAAUUUAUAUGAAUAAAAAUAUUAAUGAAAUAACAAAAAAAUACUUAACAGGAAAUAUCAAUGAUCUAUAUAUUUUAACUGUUGGAAUAAGUGAAUAUUUUAGGGGGCUAAAUUUAGCUUCUUAUCUUAUUGAAUAUACCAUCUAUUACUUUUAUUUCAUCAUAUACAGAAUAUUUUUAUAUAAUAACAAGCUAUAUUGUUAUGUAGACAAUGAAGUUUUUUAUAAUUUAUCAAAUAAUAUUCCCAAAGACAAAAAUUAUAAUGAGGGAAUAUUAUACGACAAUCCUAGUGACAAAUUGCCAUCAGUUAUAAAAAUUGAAGAGAAAAAAAAAAAAAAAAAGCAUGAUGAAAAUAAUUAUCAUGACCAAGCAUAUAAUAGCCAAAUCUGUGAAGAAUCAUGCAAAAGCUAUAUUAACACAUCCUCAAAGAAAGAAAAAUUCGAAAAUAACGAACAGAAACUUAGUGGGCGAUUAAUAAAUGACGAAAAAAGAGAAGAUUUAAACAUCAGAACAGAGGAAUAUACUCCUUGCAAUGGCAAAGAUCCAUUGCCUGAUGAUAAUAAUUUUGGUAGUGUUUGCAAUGGUGCAUAUCCUAAAAAUUAUAGCCUAUGCAAUAGCAUAAUAAGAAAUCUUUAUAAAAGGAUUGUACUAAAUGAUUAUUUGCAUGAUCUUUAUAAUAUAAUUCAUGAUAAAAAUUUUAAAAAUAUGAAAUAUAAAGAAAAUGACAAAAUACCAUUUACUACCAAUUUUCGUAAACAACCCCUAAAAGAAGGCAAUGUUAUAGCUUGUUCUAAUAUAACUGACGAAGUUUUCGAUGUAUUUUUUAAUGAAUUACCUGCUUAUAAUUUAAAAAAAAAUAAAAAAAUUUUAAUAAAACGUUAUAAUACUACAAACAUACAUGAUGAUGGCGAAAAUAAAUCAAUGCCUUUGUAUAUGUAUUUGCAUGUUAUAGAUUAUAAUGAAGCCGCUAUUAAUUUAUAUAACAAGCUCAAUUUUGAUUAUAUUGAUAAAUAUAAUAAUUUUUAUUUUAUAAAUAAAAUUAAUUUUUCCUCGUAUUUGUAUUCUUAUUUUUUUUAA